CGGAAAAGUUGUUCUUCAAGAACUCAUCAAUUCCUUCUGGCUAGAGAAUUUUGACAAUGGUUUUGUCGAAAUGCAUGAAGAAACUCAAUUUGUCAUGAGAAGUUUUAAACUUGGUCAUUGCCUAGGGGGAUUAGGAUUGACUGAAACACCACAUGUUGAAGAUUGGUUUUAUUCCGAGGAGAUUGAGUUGAUGAAUAAUAAAUUAUCUGAGCUACCGGAGAAACCCGAGUGCUCAUUUCUCCAAAAAUUGUUAUUACAUAACAACUAUGAUCUUAUGGAAAUUCCUCAACUAUUCUUUCAAGAUAUGCCUCGCCUAACACAUCUAGAUUUGUCUUAUACUAGCAUAAAGUCUUUGCCACCUUCCAUUUCCAAUUUGAAAUCACUUCAAAAAUUCUCUUUGAGAGGUUGUGAACUUCUCUUGUAACUGCCGCCCCAUAUCAGAGCACUUGAGAAUCUUGAGGAGUUUGACCUUGAAGGAACUGAAAUAAUGUAUCUGCCCAAGGAAAUUGGAAAACUAAUCAAUUUGAGAUGCUUCAAGGUCUCUUUCUGUCAACAUGCAAAUCGCUGCAAGGAAACUAAGCAGAUGGACAUAACAAUCCCUACAGGGGUGUUGUCAAAACUCAAUAUAUUGCAGGAACUAAGCAUUGAUGUGAAUCGAGAUGAUGAGUGGUGGGAUGCUGAUGUGAAGGUAAUCCUGAAUGAACUAAGUAGCUUAAAAUGGUUGAAACGCUUUGAGUUGUAUUUACCAUCAGCUGAAUUGUUACAACAACUUAGACAGAUAUAUCGAUAUUUUUCUUAUUUUAGAUUCACGGUUGGCCAUCAUCGACAACGCAUCAUAUCCCGUCUACACCAUGAAGUUGAAGAGAUAUUCAAGAAACAACAGAAAAUGAUGAAAUGCCUUGAGUAUAUAAAUGGUGAAGGCAUACCAACUGAGAUUACCAAGGUACUCAACCAUGCCAAAUGUUUCUUCCUAGACCGCCACUGGACAGUGAAGAUGCUUUCUGAUUUCAGGAAAGAAAACAUGGUAAACCUCAUAUUUUGCUUGUUGGUGGAAUGUAAUGAACUUCAAACUAUUAUUGAUGGAGAUUAUGAAUAUCCGUUGGGUGUUGUUAAUAUACCUGUAUUCAGAUACCUGAAGUACUUGGGUAUUCAUUAUAUGUGGAAUUUACAAAGUAUUUGGAAAGGUCCAAUUGAUGAGGGUUGUCUAUCCAAUCUGAGGGUUUUGGCAUUGCACACGUGCCCCAAUUUGACUACCAUUUUCACACCCAAUUUGCUUGGUAAUCUGAGGCAAUUGGAAGAGCUUAUAGUUGAAGACUGCUGCAAAAUCAAAAGCCUAGUAAGUCAAGAAUCUUCAAACUUGAAACAUGGUUAUGUUCUCCAAUCGUUGAAGAGUAUAUCGCUUCUUGACCUACCAGAAUUGGUUAGCAUUUCAGAUGUUACAAGUAUCAGUCCUAUGUUGAAAAGUCUGAUUGUUUAUAAUUGUCCAAAGCUUGAAACUCUUUCUGUUAACAAAGCGCCUACUAUCAAAAGAUUUGAAGAUCAAAGGAGAGAAGGAGUGGUGGGAAUCAUUAAAGUGGCAUGAAUCAGAGUCAAGCAGCAGUAUUUGGAUAACUUUUGAGGAACUUGGAAGGGGUGAAGAUUUGAUGGAUGAAUUAGCCAGACACAUCUACUCACACUGCAUUUUUAACAGCUAGGUUAUGAUAGCUUCAUGAAGACCCUUUUGGUGGGAGAUUGGGACAAUCCGAUGGUGUUAAGGAGCUUAAGCCGGGGAAUUGUUGCUACUGGUGGCUGUAAAUACCAAUAAAUCAUCUUCAAGCAAAAUCGAUCAGAUUAAGCUUCAUAAAUAGCUUGUUGGUUAAUUUCUUUCUUGUAUUAAUUUCUGCUUGUUUUUAUGUCUUUGGAUAGAUUGGGAUGUGAUGCUUUAUUUGCUGUAAUGUCCUUGAUACUGUAUUUGUUUUAAUGUCUUGUUUGGAUGCGACAGUGACAAUAAUUAUUAUUGAGUGUUGUUUGCUAAUAAACUUGUUAUUGUUGUUUGCCUGAAA
Messenger RNA from Camellia sinensis, 2042 nucleotides. The record is from RefSeq and is a predicted model, not a curated record. NCBI's taxonomy places the organism in Eukaryota, Viridiplantae, Streptophyta, Magnoliopsida, Ericales, Theaceae.